CACCCAACUCCAACCACCUUAAGUAUCUUUUUGUUAUCACUAAACAAAAUAAAAAAUGGUCCAGAGGAACAACAAAUUACUUCUUCUCGCUAUAUUCAUGGGAAUUAUUAACUUUUCUCAAGCCCAAAACUCGCCACAAGACUUUGUUAAUGCCCAUAAUCGAGCUCGAGCUCAAGUUGGUGUAGGGCCCAUGACAUGGGACAGUCGUGUGGCUAGUUUCGCACAAAAUUAUGCCAAUCAAAGACGGGGUGACUGUCGGAUGAUGCACUCCCAAAACCGUCCCUAUGGUGAAAAUCUUGCCUCUGGUUCAGGGUUUGUCAUGACCGGUGUAGAUGCUGUGAACAUGUGGGUUGGCGAGAAGGCCGAUUAUGAUUAUAAUUCAAACACUUGUGCUCCGAACAAGGUGUGUGGGCAUUAUACUCAAGUUGUUUGGAGCAAUUCGGUUCGUCUUGGUUGUGCAAGGGUUCAAUGCAAUAAUGGUGCAUGGUUCGUGACGUGCAACUAUGAUCCCCCCGGCAACUAUGUUGGGCAAAAACCUUACUGAAGUUGCAUGUAUGAAAUAAUUCGCCCGCACUCACAUGAAGUAUAACUUUCGAGUGCAUGAUUAAAUAAAUCACACUUGAAAUAUAUGUUCAAGUGACUGAUUAAAUAAUUGUAAUAAUUGGAUGGAUGUAAGAAACAUAUGUUAAUAGAUGUUUUUCCAUUCUUUUCCUA
This is a messenger RNA of Lactuca sativa (garden lettuce), 714 nucleotides long. RefSeq names its product pathogenesis-related protein PR-1 type. The record is from RefSeq and is a predicted model, not a curated record. NCBI's taxonomy places the organism in Eukaryota, Viridiplantae, Streptophyta, Magnoliopsida, Asterales, Asteraceae. Gene Ontology annotation, cellular component: extracellular region.